Molecule: messenger RNA, 1582 nt
Organism: Synchiropus splendidus (mandarinfish)
Lineage: Eukaryota; Metazoa; Chordata; Actinopteri; Syngnathiformes; Callionymidae
Gene: lsm5
Product: LSM5 homolog, U6 small nuclear RNA and mRNA degradation associated
Exons: 5
Coding region: 56-331 (91 amino acids)
Biological process (GO): mRNA splicing, via spliceosome
Cellular component (GO): Lsm1-7-Pat1 complex; U6 snRNP; U4/U6 x U5 tri-snRNP complex
Molecular function (GO): RNA binding
Source: RefSeq, a predicted model, not a curated record
GUCUGACCCCGGCGCUCUUCUCUCGAUUGCUCGUGGCUGGCUGACUUGUUGGAACAUGGCGGCGACACCAGCGACGAACCCCUCACAGCUGCUCCCUCUGGAGCUGGUGGACAAAUGUAUCGGCUCCAGAAUCCACAUCGUGAUGAAGACGGACAAGGAGAUCGUGGGGACGCUGCUGGGCUUCGACGACUUUGUCAACAUGGUGCUGGAGGACGUGACCGAGUUUGAAAUCACGCCUGAGGGACGGAGGAUCACCAAGCUGGACCAGAUUCUGCUGAACGGAAACAACAUCACCAUGCUGAUUCCCGGAGGCGAGGGACCUGAGGUGUAGCCGCCUCCCACCAUCCUUAGUAAUGACCCUCCAGACAAGAGUGUUUUUGUUUGUGCCACGGAAGAAUGGCCUUUUUCUUUUUUAAUAAACUCAUUUGCAGUCAAACAAGGUUUUAUAACUCCUUCCUGCCACCCAGCAGGUGGCAACCCAUCAGUACAUGGAAGACUUCUCCUCUCCUUUUGGGUUGGUCACCUUCUCAAAGUUUUUGGACACGACGUCGUAGAGUUCGCUCUGAAAGAGUGUGGAGGUCAGAGGUCAGCUGGGCUGCUGCUCAGCGUGACGCUGAAGGUGAACUCACGUAGUAGCCCCGGAUGUCCAUGAGCAUGAUGAAGAGCUCGCUGCGCAUGGCCUCGUCCUUCUCGUGCACCAGGGAGCGAUAGUCCAUCUGCAGGACCGACAAAGAGCUGACCGUCAAAGUCUGGACCGCCGGCCACUCAGACAGGGGGUCAUAAUGUUUUGGCUCACUGUUCUGAGAGUCAAAGUUAUCAGAAGAGAAAGACUCACCACGUGAGUGUCUUUAGAAGCUUUGGCCACAGCAUCACCUCGCUCAGAGAAAUACCUGCCAGAACAGACUCACCACAGUCAGACUCACCACAGAGUCAGACUCACCAGAGUCAGACUCACUAGAGUCAGUCACCACAGUCAGACUCACCACAGUUUGACUCACCACAGUCACACUCACUAGAGUCAGAAUCACUACAGUCAGAGUCACCACUCACGACGGUGCGAGUCACUACAGUCAGAGUUGCUCCAGUCCGUGUGCUUGGGAGCGUACUUGUUGAUGUUGGUCUGGAAGGUCUCGGCCUUGGUCUUCACGGCGGUGAUACGUUCCAGAAUCUUCUCCUGUGGUGGGUCCAGGUGCUCAGACUCGGCAGUGACACGUGGCGGCAGCAGACAGGAGACUCACCUGGACGGCGACGCCAAAGUCAUUUCCGUCUUCGAUCUUGGGAAUCAGGUGAAGAAUCCAGCAGCUCACCUGCGGCGCAGAGUUGAGGAGGAUGUGUGUUUGAUCCUGACAGCAUGUAGACUGUCACUGUAAAAGCCUCAGGAACACAGAGUCCUGGGUGUGCGAUGACGGUGAGGAUGAGGGAGACUCACGGUGACGAUGGUCUCUCUCAGCUCCACCACCUCUGGCUUGACCUUCUCCAGCAGCGCCUGAAUGGUCUGGUUCCCUGGGAUGAAGCCGCACUUGGGAGCUGGACACAGAAAGGAGUCGGGUCAAGUCGGCGGGUCUGGGGGGGAGUGGCCUCA